GUUCUCCAUAAGGCUGACCGGAAUUCACGUCAUCCUUUUGACCUUGAUACUGAUUCUAUAGCUACCUUUGUUGCAUCUUGACAUUAUUCUCUGUGGGGAAUAUUUCAUCCAAGUCAGGACUAAUACGGGUGUUGAAUAAUCUCAUUUCCGCUCUUAAACUCAUACCACUGAAGAAUACCUGACUUUGAUUCGAAAUUCCUGGAUUGGCCAUACAUUAAUACAAUUGCCUUUUAACACUUAAUUCGUUUGAGAAAUUUGGAUUCGCCAGAUAAGUUUAAUAAACAUGGAUCCCUCAGAAUCAGGAGGGUUCCUUCCAGAUGCUCUUCCCUCCCCAUCCCCAAGCACUACUUCGGUCAGCUCCACCUCUUCCAAUUUACCACAGCCACGUGCGAAACCUCUUCGUGCUGGUUCAGGGAAAGAACAAGCUGCAAGGCGCUAUGUUGAAAACCGACUGCUCCACAUCUCGAGGCGAUACACUAAGAAAUUCGAGGAACAUGAAGAAGGAGAUUCGGUAGUCGGCUAUGUGAGUAUGAAGGAGGUAGCUAAGGACCUUUCCGAAAUAAUAGAUGUGUUGUGGCUCUCAAGUACACCGAACUUACAGAUUCCGUACUUACUAAAUGUGGCUCUGGUAAUGACUACAUAUCCGACCAAGUUCCCACCAGCACCGGUUGCAACUUUUGCUGUUCUGAGAAAGCUGGAUCAUGCAUUCGCUAGCUUACUGAAAGGAGAAGACUCGAUUACUGGAGAGAUUUUACCGGGAUUUCUAGCGGGCAGGAGAGCUGGAAUGAGCCAGACUGACAUGGUUAGAUGCAGAAGUAUAGUCGAAGACACCAGAGUGAUGAUCGUAGACGUCAUGAGUAAGGAAGUUGAACCAGAGCCCGAACCUGAGAGCGGCGCCGACGAUGAUGGUGAAAACAGAGCCGACGAAAUGAAUCUGGACGAGGAGGACGACUCGGAAUAUGACAAUGAUGAGCUUGCCAUGGACAUUGCCAGAGUCUAUGAGGCAACCAUCAUGGAGCUCGGCGAAAGGCUAGAAAGUGGUCCUAACAUUGGAAUUGGGCACAACGAUUCAUGAAGGGAACAAAUCUUACAGUAACGAAAGGUUAUUAGGGCACUUAGAUGAAUUCUACUAAGCCAAGUUAGCUAAACUGUCAAAAAUAUGAGGAGCUGCCCCAAAUCGGCGAUACUUUCCGUCGUUAAGGCAAAAGCUCCGGUGGGAUGAAGUAUGCUUCUCCUAUAUUUGUGGCCACGGAUGUGAAGAACCAAAGGAAGAAGUAUGUAGUUGGCGGUCUGGACUACCUCUGAAGACCCCAGUACUCGUAAAAGUGGAGGAGCAACCUGACUAAUGCUACUGCGAUAAUUCGGCCUGCAUGUCAAUAGUUCGUGGAGGGAAUUGCGGAGAUAAAAGGAAGACUGCGAAGGUAUCCCAUCGAGGAAGAAGACAUAAGCGCGAUAUCAGUGGAUCUCAGAAAUGGAGAGAUGGGAGGAAUCAUCGACCUAUGCGGCCUUAGGGUCUUACAUAAAAAUGUCAGUCUCCUUUGUUCAGGAGCCUGCACUGUACUUAUAACACCGAUCGGCUGCGUUUUAAUCAAUCCUGUUGGUACCAU
Messenger RNA from Botrytis byssoidea, 1607 nucleotides. RefSeq lists its product as uncharacterized. Bases 284 to 1075 code for a protein of 263 amino acids. NCBI's taxonomy places the organism in Eukaryota, Fungi, Ascomycota, Leotiomycetes, Helotiales, Sclerotiniaceae. The record is from RefSeq and is a predicted model, not a curated record. Gene Ontology annotation, cellular component: transcription factor TFIIH holo complex. The transcript has 2 exons.